Messenger RNA from Salvelinus fontinalis (brook trout), 2220 nucleotides. RefSeq lists its product as uncharacterized. Bases 170 to 922 code for a protein of 250 amino acids. The transcript is spliced from 8 exons. The record is from RefSeq and is a predicted model, not a curated record. Lineage: Eukaryota; Metazoa; Chordata; Actinopteri; Salmoniformes; Salmonidae.
AUCCUAAUGAAGAAGAAGAACAGACGUAAACAAUGAGUACGUCGCAGAGAUUCAUUCAAACGAGAGCAGGUCCACUGACGGUUCAACCACAGCGUCAGAAAUGCCGAUAUGGAGGUGGACUACAAGCAGAACCACAAAAAUCUCAAACGCAAAUUGAAAUUCAUGGUUUAUGAGUAGGAGUGUUUUCAGGAAGUGCUCAGAAGAUCCCAGAAGAAGCUGCUCAAAGUGUCCAGAGAUAAAAGUUGUCUGUUGGACCGAUUGUUACAGUAAGAGCGGGUGGACGAGGACUCCUCAGAUUCUGAUGCCGCAGCCUCUUCUGAGAACAAUGAAGGAGAGGGCACCAGGGAGAGAGAGAGAUGGAGGAAAGAAUAGCCCUGGCCUAGGCCUUCCUUCAUCCUCCCAUCUCUCUCUCCUCUCUCGUUCUGGAGUGAACCCUCUCGGGAGAAGUAGCCCUGGCGUAGGCCUUCCUUCAUCCUCCCAUCUCUCUCUCCUCUCUCGUUCUGGAGUGAACUCUCUCCAGUCGUCCGCCAGUACCCCCUACCUCAACACAUGUGUGUGUGUGUGUGUAUGUUUGUUUUGGAAAUUGUCACUGUGUGUGUGUGUGUGUGGUGGGAAGUUGCCCUUCCCACCAGAGUAUUUGCCUCCACCUGCUGAGAGAAGGAAGAAAGAGAGAAAGACAAAGGCGCCCAAACACAAGAAAGAGACAUCGGGGAAGGUGGUGGCCCCUUUAGCAGCCAACAACCCAACGGGCCCGACUGCCCCUCCAACAUCAAGCGCCUCGUUCAACUGGGUGCCCAGGCAGAUGCUGAGUGGAGACGCGGCGGAGGAGGAGGGAGAGAGUGACGGAGACUCAGACAGUGGAGACAACGACAGGGGGGAAGGAGAAGAGGCUGACCUUGUCAUCGAUAUCCCCAACAAGUGAAGUGUGUGUGUGUGUGUGUGUGUGUGUGUGUGUGUGUGUGUGUGUGUGUGUGUGUGUGUGUGUGUGUGUAAAGGAUUGUUUGAAAGAGUGUGUAAGACCAUAAUGUGACUCUGUGGAUUCAACCCCUCCCACUGUCAAAUGCUUAGCCAAGCUCCCCCCAGUGGACCUUCAGGUUACUGCAACAAUAUCUCUCUAAGCAAUGUGACCUGUCAUAAUAAUGUUACUAAUUGACUCCUUUAAUGUAAUUUUACUGCCUUCUACUGUUAUACAAGUCAUGGAAGAAAUGGUAUUGAAGGCAUGGACAGCUACAGGACUGCAUACAUGUAGCACCUACCUUUUUAUAGGAAACUGUCAAAUAAUGCAUUUUCUGUUGGAGAUAAUGGAGAUGUUAUGUUUUCUACCAAUGACUUUUCAAAAUUUAAUUGCAUUAAAUUAGUAACAUUUCAGAUAACUGUGAAAGUUGUUGCUGAAAACCUAAUGGACUGGUAGUAUAGUGUAGUAUGUGCUGCACAGACAUGCAGUACUGCGCUUUUACUCAAAACAAAUGUUUCUAUUGGCUGUGCCUGGAGACAAAAGCCUUUUAUGCUGUGUUCAUAACCAAAUGGGAAGGUGGUUUUUACCACUUACAACUGGGAAAAAUCCACUUGAACGCCCCUUCAACUCGUAAAAUCUAGUAGGAAACUCGUCUAUCAUCCCUGAGCUCUGACUUCUCGCACAUUCUGACGUCACCUACUAAGGAAAUUACCUCGAUAACAGCAUUUUCGGCAGUUAAAUGUAAUUUGUUUACAAGCAUUAUAACUACUUUUAGUUUAUGGUUGACACAGAUUGUUGGCCAUUAGCCAGUCAGCGUUUCUCAACGAGUUGAGAAUGCAUCCAACUGUUAUUUACGACUUGACAACUGGUAAUUAGUACCUUCCCACUUGGUUAUGAACGCAGCAUAAAGCCCAACCCAAAACUAUCACACCCAAAUGCCAUGCAGCUGUUAGUAUGGAAUGCAUCCAAACAACCUAAAGCUACAAACAAAGGAUGUAAUGAGGAAAUAAUGAGUGUCUUUGCUACAGACUAAUAACUGUGUCUGUGAAUAUAAUAAGGAACAGUGUGACACUGUCGGAAAACUAAUUAUGCACUGAUAAAGAUUUUUCUUGGUGGAAAUUACACAUGUCAAACUAUUAGCCUAAUCUCCCUCAGAUGUGCAUUGAUGUGUAGCCUAUCCCAUAAAAGGAAUUCUCCUACCAGACAGUUCUGACUGUCAGGCCCAAGGGUGCACUGAAGACUCCAUGUGAUCCCAGUCAUAACAC